This is a messenger RNA of Daucus carota subsp. sativus, 1839 nucleotides long. RefSeq names its product probable pectate lyase 8. NCBI's taxonomy places the organism in Eukaryota, Viridiplantae, Streptophyta, Magnoliopsida, Apiales, Apiaceae. The coding region runs from base 86 to 1402 and encodes 438 amino acids. The transcript is spliced from 7 exons. Gene Ontology annotation, molecular function: pectate lyase activity. The record is from RefSeq and is a predicted model, not a curated record.
AUUCGACUCCACUCCCUCGUUCCAGAGAGAGAAACCACAUUAAUCCAGAGAGAGAAAGCUAGCUUGAGCUCUCGGCUCCACAACUAUGGUGCUCUCAUUGAGGUUAUCCUACGUUCUUUGCAUGCUUUUGCUGCUUUCUAGUGCCAAAGCUGUGGUGCUAGUUGAUGAGGAGCAUCCACAAUCGAGCGAUGAAAGAACGACGCCGUUGGAGAGCUUAAGCAACACGACAAUGGCAGUCCAUAAGCAUGAGCAUGCAGUGGAAGAUCCUGAAGCAAUAGCAACCAUGGUGAACAUGGCAAUUAAGAAUAGCACUGAAAGGAGGAAGCUGGGAUUUUUUUCAUGUGGUACAGGGAACCCUAUUGAUGAUUGCUGGCGCUGUGACCAGAAUUGGGCACGUAACCGUAAGCGCCUUGCCAACUGUGCCAUUGGCUUCGGACGCAGUGCUGUUGGUGGCCGUGAUGGCAAGUACUAUGUUGUCACAGACCCGAAUGAUGAUGACCCUGUGAACCCGAGACCAGGAACUCUGCGUCAUGCUGUGAUCCAAGACAAGCCUUUAUGGAUUGUCUUCAAACGCAGCAUGGUGAUCACGCUAAAACAAGAGCUAAUUAUGAACAGCUUCAAAACUAUUGAUGCCCGAGGACACUCUGUCCAUAUUGCAAACGGCGCUUGCAUUACUAUUCAGUUUGUCACAAAUAUUAUUAUACAUGGACUUAACAUCCAUGAUUGUAAACCGACUGGCAAUGCCAUGGUUCGAAGCUCACCAAGUCAUUACGGUUGGAGGACAAUGGCUGAUGGUGAUGCUAUCUCCAUUUUCGGAUCCAGCCACAUUUGGAUUGAUCACAAUUCCCUCUCCAACUGUGCUGAUGGCCUAGUCGAUGCUAUAAUGGGAUCGACUGCAAUUACAAUUUCUAACAACUACUUCACUCACCACAAUGAGGUGAUGCUGUUAGGCCACAGUGACACCUACGCAAGAGACAAGGUCAUGCAGGUCACAAUUGCUUACAACCAUUUCGGAGAGGGCCUUAUGCAGAGAAUGCCAAGGUGCAGGCACGGAUACUUUCAUGUGGUAAACAAUGACUAUACCCACUGGGAAAUGUAUGCCAUUGGAGGCAGUGCUGAUCCUACAAUAAACAGCCAGGGAAACAGAUAUCUUGCCCCCUCAAACCCUUUUGCUAAGGAGGUGACCAAGAGAGUUGAUCAAAAUGCGCACAGAUGGAGGCACUGGAAUUGGAGAUCAGAAGGUGACCUGAUGCUCAACGGAGCUUAUUUUACUCCAUCUGGUGCUGGAGCUUCAGCCAGCUACGCCAGGGCCUCAAGUCUGGGCGCAAAGUCCUCUUCCUUGGUCGGAUCUCUUACCUCUAAUGCUGGUGCUCUUACCUGUCGUAGAGGCCGCCAAUGUUAACACCAAGCCCAAACAUCUGUCAAAAGAAAACCACAAAAUUACCAUUACAAAAAAAAAUGAUGAUAACAGAUUACGGUUUUCCUUUACCCUAUACAUUACGAUACAGCAACAUCCAAGUCAGUACAAGUCCAGUAGCUCAGGUCAGUAUCAGCCAAGUCUCUUCAUUUGGUAAAUGUACACAUCAUUUUACUAAGUAUUUACACCAUUGUUCCCCGCGAUCAACCUCUGGCCUGCUUCAACGGAUAAUUUGCAAUACAAGGAGCAGGCACAGAAGCGUUGUUCCUCCACUUCUCUUGAUUGUUUAUCAUCUUGAAAUCGGUUACUUCUUAUCAGAUUAAUCCUUCUGUUAAACGAAGAAAAUUUUCAUUUGUAGACGCGAUUCGGAGUUCAGGGCUCAGACCCUUCAAUUGAAAUGUAAUUAUGAUUUUACUAGCUUA